Messenger RNA from Hydra vulgaris (swiftwater hydra), 993 nucleotides. RefSeq lists its product as uncharacterized. Lineage: Eukaryota; Metazoa; Cnidaria; Hydrozoa; Anthoathecata; Hydridae. The record is from RefSeq and is a predicted model, not a curated record.
AAUUUUUUUUUUUAAGUUUUUAAUAAAACAUUAUUUUAUUAAAAAUAAUUUUAUUCCAUUUUACUCAAUUAUUUUCGUUUGGGGAGGUUUAAAUACGCAAAUCUGUGUGCACAACUUAACAAAACAACUUAUUAAAAAUAAAAUUUUAUAUAAUCUUACUCACAAUAAUAUUCUCUACAACAUAAUCUAAAUAUAUUUGCAAACAAAUUAUUUAAUAAUUAAGAACGAAAGAAUAAACAUUGUCAUAACUAUUUCAUUCUACUCGCUAUUUUAUUUUACCCUGUUUUACUCUGUAUGUUAGUGACUGUUAUAUUAUAAAUGUAAUGUAACUGAUAUAAAUGUAAAUAAUUGUAAGAUUAUAACAUACAUAUAUAUUUAUGUAAGUGUCUGUGACUGGGUCAUUUGUUAAAAAAUUUUUGUUAUCGUAACUUUUAGCAAAAAAAAACAAUGAGUUUGUACCCAGGACAAGAAGGGUCAACCGACUUCUUCCUUUUUUGGUUCUUAGGACUGAAAGAGUUCCUAGAGCCUGUUUACUUUAGCUCUACAGUUAUGAGACCAAUAUCUCUUCAUAAGAGAAUGUGGCUGAGGAAAGGUGAUGUUGUAACUUUAAAAGUCAAUGACAUCAACUAUGAAGUCAAGCUUUAUGCUAGGGGUUCUGAGAAAGAUUUAAAAGCCAAAAUGAAAGAUUUGGAAAAGUAUGCGAGUGAUGGUGUUUCUACGGACACCAUAUUUAAAGAUGACAGUGCCAAGCUCGUUACUUCUAAAAGUCUCCAUACUUCUAAAACAUCUCCUGUCAUCAAUGUCUCCAAAACAUCUCCUAGGCAAUCAUCUGCUGAUUCUGAUGAAGAUCAAGAUUGGGGUUUAUCUGCAGACUCCUUAGCUAGAGUCAAUAAAGAAAAUUCACUUCUUGGAGAUUUAGAAAUGCAAUUUGGUUUAACCACAGGCAUGUUAUUAUUUCCUAUAGUAUAUUUUAUAUAACUUUUAACUAUCUAU